GCCAUUUUCAAGCUUGACUUUGAGGAGAAGUCAGCUUCAGUGGUUUUGUGUGCUCUGCGGUGAGUGCAGGAAGCUGAACAAGGAGCAUGGGCAAGCUGGAAAACGACAAUGUGAAUGCAGUGACCUAUGAAGACGUGCAUGUCAACUUCACUUUGGAAGAAUGGGCUUUGCUGAAUCCUUCCCAGAAGAAUCUCUACAAAGAUGUGAUGGGGGAGAUCUACCGGAACCUCACUAGUAUAGGAUACAGUUGGAAAGAUCAUAAUAUUGAAGAACAUUGUCAAAGUUCUAGAAGACAUAAAAGGUAUGAGAAAACACAUACUAGAUUGAAACCCUAUGAAGAAAAUGAGUGUGGUAAAGCCUAUUCACAUCACAGUCCUCUUCAAAUGCAUCAAAGAACAUACACUGGAGAGAAACCCUAUGAAUGUAAUCAAUGUGGUAAAACCUUUGCAUAUAGCAGUCAUUGUCAAAUUCAUGAAAGAACACAUACUGGAGAGAAGCCCUAUAAAUGUAAUCACUGUGGUAAAGCCUUUGCACAACACCGUAAUCUAAAAAUUCAUGAAAGAAUCCAUACUGGAGAGAAGCCCUAUGAAUGUAAUCAGUGUGGUAAAGCCUUUGCUCGUCACACUCAUCUAAAAAUUCAUGAAAGAAACCAUACUGGAGAGAAGCUUUAUGAAUGUAAUCAGUGUGGUAAAGCCUUUGCUUGUCACAGUAGUCUCCAAACACAUAAAAGAAGUCAUACUGGAGAAAAACCUUAUGAAUGUAAUCACUGUGGUAGAGCCUUUGCUCUUCACUGUCAUCUACAAAGUCAUGAAAGAACCCAUACUGGAGAAAAACCCUAUGAAUGUAAUUACUGUGGUAGAGCCUUUGCUCGUCACAGUAAUCUACAAGUUCAUGAAAGAACCCAUACUGGAGAGAAACCCUAUGAAUGUAUUCACUGUGGUAAAGCCUUUGCACAGAACAGUUAUCUAAAAAUUCAUAAAAGAAUCCAUACUGGAGAGAAACCCUAUGAAUGUAAUCACUGUGGUAAAGCCUUUGCAAAACACAGUCGUCUACAAAUUCAUGAAAGAAGCCAUACUGGAGAGAAACCCUAUGAAUGUAAUCAGUGUGGUAAAGCCUUUGCACGCCACAGUUCUCUACAAAGUCAUGAAAGAACCCAUACUGGAGAGAAACCCUAUGAAUGUAACCAGUGUGGUAGAGCCUUUGCACAAUACAGUCAUCUACAAGCUCAUGAAAGGAGCCAUACUGGUGAGAAACCCUAUGAAUGUAAUCACUGUGGUAGGGCCUUUGCACAACACACUCACCUACAAGUUCAUGAAAGGAGCCAUACUGGAGAGAAACCCUAUGAAUGUAAUCAGUGUGGUAAAGCCUUUGCACAACAUGGUAGUCUACAAAAUCAUAAAAGAAUCCAUACUGGAGAGAAACCCUAUGAAUGUAAUCAGUGUGGUAGAGCCUUUGCACGCCACAGUUGUCUACAAAGUCAUGAAAGAAGCCAUACUGGAGAGAAGCCCUAUGAAUGUAAUCAAUGUGGUAAAGCCUUUGCACGCCACAAUAAUUUACGAAGACAUAAAAGAAGCCAUACUGGAGAGAAACCCUAUGAAUGUAAUCAGUGUGGUAAAUCCUUUGCAGAUAACUGUAAUCUACAAGUUCAUGAAAGAAGCCAUACUGGAGAGAAACCCUAUGAAUGUAAUCAAUGUGGUAAAGCCUUUGCUUGUCACAGUCGUCUCCAAAGACAUAGAAGAAGCCAUACUGGAGAGAAACCCUAUGAAUACAAAAAUGAGUGUGGUAAAGCCUUUUCACAUCACAGUCCUCUUCAAAUGCAUCAAAGAACAUACACUGGAGAGAAACCCUAUGAAUGUAAUCAAUGUGGUAAAACCUUUGCAUAUCACAGUUAUUGUCAAAGGCAUAAAAGAACACAUACUGGAGAGAAGCCCUAUGAAUGUAAUCACUGUGGUAAAGUCUUUGCACAAUACCGUAAUCUAAAAAUUCAUGAAAGAAUGCAUACUGGAGAGAAGCCCUAUGAAUGUAAUCAGUGUGGUAAAGCCUUUGCUCAUCACCUUCAUCUAAAAAUUCAUGAAAGAAACCAUACUGGAGAGAAGCUUUAUGAAUGUAAUCAGUGUGGUAAAGCCUUUGCUUGUCACAGUAGUCUCCAAACACAUAAAAGAAGUCAUACUGGAGAAAAACCUUAUGAAUGUAAUCACUGUGGUAGAGCCUUUGCUCGUCACAGUCAUCUACAAAGUCAUGAAAGAACCCAUACUGGAGAAAAACCCUAUGAAUGUAAUCAGUGUGGUAGAGCCUUUACUCGUCACAGUAGUCUACAAGUUCAUGAAAGAACCCAUACUGGAGAGAAACCCUAUGAAUGUAAUCAGUGUGGUAAAGCCUUUGCAUGUCACAGUUAUCUACAAAUUCAUAAAAGAACUCAUACUGGAGAGAAACCCUAUGAAUGUAAUCAGUGUGGUAGAGCCUUUGCAAAACACAAUCGUCUACAAGUUCAUGAAAGAAGCCAUACUGGAGAGAAACCCUAUGAAUGUAAUCACUGUGGUAGAGCCUUUGCACAGCACAGUCAUCUACAACGUCAUCAAAGAACCCAUACUGGAGAGAAGCCCUAUGAAUAUAACCAGUGUGGUAAAGCCUUUGCACAACACGGUAGUCUACAAGCUCAUAAAAGAAGCCAUACUGGAGAGAAACCCUAUGAAUGUACUCAGUGUGGUAAAGCCUUUGCUUGUCACUGUCAUCUCCAAAGACAUAGAAGAAGCUAUACUGGAGAGAAACCCUAUGAAUACAAUGAGUGUGGUAAAGCCUUUUCACUUCACAGUACUCUUCAAAUGCAUGAAAGAUCACACACUGGAGAUAAACUCUAUGAAUGUAAUCAGUGGGAUAAAUCAUUUGCAUGUAUGGAUAAUCUAAAUCAUGAGAAAAAUCAUAUUGCAGAGAAACCCUAAUGUAUUCAGUGUGAUAAAAUUUUGUACUUUAUAUAGGAGUAAAACUUUUUGUAUGCAACAAUCUGUUAAAAUCUUUGUAUAUUAAAAUAGAAAUUGAGUACCCAAAAAAGAUACUGAGGACUUCUUAUUAUAAAGUAUUUGGUAAGAUCUUUAGCCAAAACACUUUUAAUCAGAUACACAGUGAUUUGGGAUUCCCAUCUGUAUGCUGUAAAUA
Molecule: messenger RNA, 3153 nt
Organism: Chionomys nivalis (European snow vole)
Lineage: Eukaryota; Metazoa; Chordata; Mammalia; Rodentia; Cricetidae
Product: zinc finger protein 431-like
Exons: 5
Coding region: 87-2939 (950 amino acids)
Biological process (GO): negative regulation of transcription by RNA polymerase II
Cellular component (GO): PcG protein complex; transcription regulator complex
Molecular function (GO): RNA polymerase II cis-regulatory region sequence-specific DNA binding; DNA-binding transcription repressor activity, RNA polymerase II-specific
Source: RefSeq, a predicted model, not a curated record